CCCAUACAUUUUAGGAGUACGGUUUUUGUAUGGGCUUUGUCAGUCCAGUAUUAAAUCGCUCUUGCUUCAAAUUAUUCUAAAUAAUUAAUUAACCUAGCUGAUUGUCUAUUAUAUUGUGUGGUAUUCAGAAAUCUUGGAAUGCCGAAAUAUUAUCUCGCAUCCUUGGUUUUUCCUUCCCAGCCACAGCCAGUUUAUUUGCCUAUAUACAGGGUGUCCCAGAAGUACCAUGCCACCGUGACACCGGUCAGCGGAAGUAGGGCAGCUCAAGAGAAACCUAACCAGCCUAACAUGACCUCACUAACGGCAAGAAGGAGCGAGGACACGUCAAUCUCGUUCACAAUGGGGAAGUUGAGGAUAGCCAAAGGUGAAGAGACAAGUGAACUACGUAAAAAUAUACAGUGUGGAAAAAUCGAAUGCCACAUGGAUGGCAACUACCUUAAAUAUUGUAAAUAGCACAUUUUGUGUAAGGGAGACUUUCCUUUGUUUUUAAAAACAAUAAAUUAUG
Molecule: messenger RNA, 505 nt
Organism: Leguminivora glycinivorella
Lineage: Eukaryota; Metazoa; Arthropoda; Insecta; Lepidoptera; Tortricidae
Exons: 2
Coding region: 139-453 (104 amino acids)
Source: RefSeq, a predicted model, not a curated record